Molecule: messenger RNA, 2460 nt
Organism: Lathyrus sativus (Indian pea)
Lineage: Eukaryota; Viridiplantae; Streptophyta; Magnoliopsida; Fabales; Fabaceae
Source: the annotation of a GenBank genome assembly
AUGGCUUCGUUCCUCUUAACCCCACAACCCAUUCCCACACCCUUCAUCACCAAACUCACCUCUUCCCCAAAACCAUGGAAGAACCUCUUCAUUCUCAACUACCCUUUUCACCACAAAAAGCUACUUCCGGCGCCACCCUUUUUCCCUCUCAAUGCAGUCCACACACAAGGACUCUAUACCCCUCCUCCCCCCUCCAAAACCGACCCUGAAGAUGACCCUAUUUCACUCCUCAACGACAGGAUUCGUCGCGAGUAUAGCAAAAGGGACGUUUCGAGGACUGUUAUGGACACUAAAGAAGCUGAUAAGUAUAUACAAAUGGUUAAGGAACAGCAGCAGAGGGGGCUUCAGAAGCUUAAAGGUGAUAGAGAGGCUAAAGAUGGUACCAUUAGUUAUAAGGUGGACCCUUAUACUCUUAGUGCUGGGGACUAUGUUGUGCAUAAGAAAGUUGGUAUUGGUAAAUUUGUUAGAAUUAAAUACGAUGUUUCGAAGAAUUCGGGUGAACCUACCGAGUAUGUUUUCAUUGAGUAUGCUGAUGGAAUGGCAAAGCUUCCUGUUAAACAAGCUUCUAAAAUGCUCUAUAGAUUUAGUCUUCCAAAUGAAAGCAAAAAGCCUAGGACAUUGAGCAAGUUGAAUGAUACUAGUGCAUGGGAGAAAAGAAAGACUAAAGGGAAGGUUGCCAUACAGAAGAUGGUUGUUGACUUGAUGGAACUCUAUCUGCAUAGGCUUAAACAAAAAAGGCCUCCCUAUCCCAAAAGUCCUGUCGUGGCUGAAUUCGCAGCAAAAUUUGCUUAUGAACCUACGCCGGAUCAGAAACAGGCUUUUAUUGAUGUUGAAAACGAUUUGACGGAGCGAGAGACUCCAAUGGACAGAUUAAUAUGUGGAGAUGUUGGUUUUGGUAAAACCGAGGUCGCGCUGCGUGCUAUCCACUGUGUAGUCGCAGCUAAAAAACAAGCGAUGGUUCUCGCACCGACAAUAGUUCUAGCAAAGCAACAUUUUAAUACUAUUUCAGAGCGAUUUUCUGUAUAUCCUGAUAUCAAAAUUGGAUUACUAAGCAGGUUUCAGACCAAAUCAGAGAAGGAAACAUACUUGAAAAUGAUUAAGAGUGGUGACCUAGAUAUUACUGUUGGAACUCACGCACUCCUUGGAAGCCGUGUUGUUUAUAGCAAUCUUGGCUUGCUUGUGGUUGAUGAGGAACAGAGGUUUGGUGUCAAACAGAAGGAGAGAAUUGCUUCUCUUAAAACUUCUGUCGACGUACUUACUUUAUCUGCAACUCCUAUUCCACGGACUCUUUAUUUAGCGCUGACAGGAUUUCGUGAUGCUAGUUUAAUUUCAACUCCACCUCCAGAAAGAGUUCCUAUAAAGACCAAACUUUCUGCAUUUAGUGAGCAGAGAGCAAUAUCAGCCGUCGAGUAUGAGCUGGAUCGCGGUGGUCAAGUUUUUUAUGUUAUGCCACGUAUUAGAGGACUUGAAGAAUCAAUGGAAUUUCUUGCAGAGGCAUUCCCCAAUGUGAAAAUGGCCAUUGCCCAUGGGAAGCAAUACUCGAAUGAAUUAGAGGAUACCAUGGAGAAGUUUGCUCAAGGUGAAAUAAAAAUCCUUAUCAGCACAACUAUAGUUGAAAGUGGGCUUGAUAUUCAAAAUGCAAACACCAUCAUCAUUCAGGAUGUUCAUUACUUUGGUCUUGCACAGUUGUACCAGUUGCGUGGAAGGGUUGGGCGAGCAGACAAGGAAGCAUAUGCGUACUUAUUUUAUCCUGAUAAGAAUUUGCUCUCUGAUCAAGCAUUGGAGAGACUUGCAGCCCUUGAAGAAUGUCGAGAACUUGGUCAAGGCUUCCAACUAGCCGAGAAAGACAUGGGUAUAAGAGGUUUUGGUGCUAUUUUCGGCGAGCAACAAACAGGAGAUGUUGGAAAUGUUGGCAUCGAUCUUUUCUUUGAGAUGCUCUUUGAGAGUUUAUCCAAGGUUGAAGAUCACCGUGUUGCAUCAGUUCCUUAUCACUCAGUGCAGGUUGACUUAAAUAUCAAUCCUCACCUUUCUUCUAACUACAUAAAUCAUCUUGAGAACCCUAUGGAAAUAAUAAACGAGGCUGAGCGAGUUGCCGAGAAAGACAUUUGGAGUCUGGUGCAAUUUACAGAGAAUUUUCGCCGCCAAUACGGCAAAGAGCCUCAACCCAUGGAGAUUAUCUUAAAGAAGCUUUACUUGAGGAGAAUGGCGGCUGAUAUAGGGGUAAUCAAAAUUUCCUCUUCAGGGAAGACAGUGUAUAUGAAAACAAAAAUGAGUAAAAAGGUUUUCAAGAUGAUGACAGAAUCAAUGACUUCGGAUACAUAUAAAAAUUCAUUGGUUUUUGAAGGGGACCAAAUUAAGGCUGAGCUUCUACUAGAGCUACCGAAAGAACAACUUCUUAAUUGGAUCUUUAAUUGCAUGGCUGAACUUCAUGCUUCACUAGCUUCGCUAAUAAAGUACUAG